AGACACCAUGUGGCGGUUGGUACUGGGUGUCUCUGUUGGCCUGCAGCUGUUGACAGGUAGGGAGCUCUCUCUCACAGGCAGGAUAUAUCUAAGGGCUUCCAUAUUUGCAAAAGGCAGGGUGAAAAGAAACCAGCUGCAUAGAAUAACCCUUUCAGGAGAGAUCUGCCAAGGUGGUUGGCAAUGAGACAGAAAAAAUGCAUCCUACAAGCAAUAUGGAAAUUGCAACAGGGAAGAGAAAUUAGGAAGAGAGAGAAUACCGGGAGAGAUUUGAUGUAUGAGAGAGAUAAGUACAAAAAAUAAGUUAUCUGCCUUGGGAGAAGAGGAGGUAGUUCAGACAUAGAAGAGUCUUUUUUUAAAAAAAGAUUUUUAUUGAUACAACAAGGGGAAAAAAAACCACAAGUACCAAAUUACACACAAGAAUAACCAUAGACACAUAAUUUUCUUAGCAAACAAUAAAACAUAUAUUGGUCUUAAGACUAAAGACCCGACCUCCCGUCUAUUCCAUAUUUCAAUUUCAUAUUACUUAUUGCCAAUACACACUUUUUAUCAUAAUUAAACUUAUUCUUAAUAAAUCUAAUUUCUUAUAUCUAUCUUGCAACUAUUACUGAAGUUCCUCAAAUGCUGCAACAGAAUUUAAACUACUAUAUUUAUUUUUCAGAUAUUCUUUGACAACCUCCCAUUUUGAAACAAAUUCCUGUUUUGAUUUAUUCUUUAUUUUUUCUGAUAGACCAUCUAAUUUGGCAUAUUCUGUCAGCUUUUGGAUCCAAUCUUGUAUAGAGGGGAUUUCAUUACUCUUCCAUUUUGCUGCGAUCAAAACUCUUGCCGCCACCGUCUAGCGCAGCCUUGAUUCCUAAUGGCCAGGGUACCAGGGAAAGGGAGUUUACCACCAAUCUGGUCUCUAGGUUCACUCUGUGUCUUUCCUGAGGAAAAGAAGCUCAGCAGUGCAAUGUGGAGUGGGAAAUAUUGAGGAGGGGGUGCGUAGGAGAACUAGAAAGAAAGGGGUAAGGGAGUGGACUGGGAAGAGCUGGGACUAUGGGAUGGAACCUUCACCACAAGCUUUUUCUGAUGAAGUAUAAGCAAAUAGUUAGCACAAAAGUUGGACGGAACUAAAGAACGAAAAAGAAAGCAAAAACAACGGGAAAGCAGGAGGGGAAAUGUGGAGCCGAACUGUGACAUGCACUCUCUCUUAUUAUGGGCCUUUCUUCGUUUCUCUGGUGUUUUGCAGGUCUCUGCAGUGGGAUCAAUGUGAUACAGGAGGAUCGCUUCCAAAUCAUCCGGGAAGGGAGCAAAACAAUCAUAGACUGCAAGCAUGAUGACUCGUCCUACUUAUAUGUUUUUUGGUACCGGCAGAAGAGCAACAGUGUGCAGAAGCAGCUGCAACUCAUUGGAUUUUCUAUACAUGGGAAUGACCCAGAGAUGGAGAUGACCCAAUACAGCAUAGACAGACCAGAAGUGACUCGUGCCUCCUUGUCCAUCCCUAGGGGACAAGCUGAAGACACAGCAGUGUAUUUCUGUGCAGCUAGUAAAGGCACAGCGAGAGUUCUCUGCGUCACAGCUGCACAUGAACAUCGCAGCUCUGCCCACACUCCCACCUAG
This is a messenger RNA of Podarcis lilfordi (Lilford's wall lizard), 1596 nucleotides long. The record is from the annotation of a GenBank genome assembly. NCBI's taxonomy places the organism in Eukaryota, Metazoa, Chordata, Lepidosauria, Squamata, Lacertidae.